Insectozyma verbasci is the source of this 1134-nucleotide messenger RNA. The record is from the annotation of a GenBank genome assembly. Lineage: Eukaryota; Fungi; Ascomycota; Pichiomycetes; Serinales; Debaryomycetaceae.
AUGAAGAUCAUAUACCUACUAUUCACAUUUCUAACAUGUAUUCACUCAUUAACUACAGAAGAGAAAGUAGAUAACUUUUUCAACAAUAAUUCAACAUCAUCACAUACCAAUAACUGGGCAGUUUUAGUCUCAACAUCACGAUUUUGGUUUAAUUAUCGUCAUAUGGCUAAUGUGUUAAGUUUAUAUCGUACUGUUAAAAGAUUAGGGAUUCCAGAUUCACAAAUUAUUUUAAUGCUAAGUGAUGAUAUUGCAUGUAAUUCAAGAAAUGCAUUUCCAGGAACAGUUUUCAAUAAUAUGGAUCAAAAUUUAGAUCUUUAUGGAGAUUCAAUAGAGGUUGAUUACAGAGGAUAUGAAGUAACUGUUGAAAAUUUUAUUAGAUUGUUGACGGAUCGUUGGGAUUCAGAACAUCCACGUUCUAAAAGAUUAUUAACUGAUGAAAAUUCAAAUAUUUUCAUAUAUAUGACGGGACACGGUGGUAAUGAAUUUUUAAAAUUUCAAGAUGCUGAAGAAAUUGGUGCUUAUGAUCUAGCUGAUGCUUUUGAACAAAUGUUUGAAAAGAAAAGAUAUAAUGAAAUUUUGUUCAUGAUUGAUACUUGUCAAGCAAAUACAAUGUAUGAAAAAUUUUAUAGUCCAAAUAUUUUAGCUGUUGGAAGUUCUAAAUUAGAUGAAAGUUCAUAUUCUCAUCAUUCAGAUAUGGAUAUUGGAGUUGCUGUGAUUGAUAGGUUUACUUACUAUACUUUGGAAUUUUUAGAAGGUAUUCAAAAAGAAUCAAAAGGAACAAUGGAUAAAUUAUUUGAUGUAUAUACUUUUGAAAAUAUUCAUUCACAUCCUGGAAUAAGAACUGAUUUGUUUAAGAGAAAUGUGAGUGAAGUUUUAUUAACUGAUUUUUUUGGAAAUGUUCAAAAUGUAAUUGUGGAUGAAGAGGAAAAAUUGGAGUUACCGAAAAUAGAUACAAUAAAUCAAACUAUAAAUUUAGUUGAUAGUAAGGACAAAUCAGAGAAGAUUGAAUUUAGUUUUGCAUGUGAUGAGAAUUCAAAAGAUUUGAUUAAAAUUUCACAAUUUCAAGUACAAUUAUUUGGAAGUUUAACAAUUUUUAUAGUCAGUGGUUUGUGGUUCAUAUCAUCAAAAAUAUAA